CUGCUUAAUAUUCUGUGUGGAAAUGAAUUCUGUUUCCAGUCUGGUUUGAUUGACAUGUCCUGAUUCUUCUUCUUUUCUUUGAUUCUCCUUUAUCUUUUGGCAUGAUCAUGAAGGAAACAUGGGUUUGAUCAAACUCUGAUAGAUUCUGAAUGCUGUGAUGAACCUUGUUCUUGAUCAUCCAUUCAGGGAUUGCUAGAUAUUGAUAUUGAUUUUAGGUUGAAUCAAGAUGAGCAAUAGAAAAGAUGAUGAUGAUGAGUCAAGUGAGAGAGGUAUAUUUCCACAUAUAGGGUAUCCAAGUGCACCUCCCUACCCUCCAACUGGAUAUGCAGCUCCAGGUUACCCUCCUCCAGGAGGGUACCCUCCAACAGCCUACCCUUCACCAGCAUAUCCACCACCACAAGGAGGGUAUCCUCAUCCUGGUCACUAUCCUUCAGAAUAUCCACCACCACCACCACCAGCAUAUCCACCUCCUGGAGGGUAUCCACCUAAUGCUUAUCCUCAUUCAGGGCACUAUCCACCAGCUUACCCUGCUCCUCAUGGUUAUCCACAAGCUAUGCCUCCAUAUUCUGCAGGACGUGGAGCUGGCAUGGGAGGACUGUUAGCAGGGGGUGCUGCUGCAGCUGCUCUUGCUUAUGGUGCUCACCAUUUGUCUCAUGGACAUCAUCAUUAUGGACAUGGUGGUUAUUUUGGUCAUGGAAAGUUCAAGCAUGGGAAAUUUGGCAAACGUUGGAAGCAUGGAAGGUUUGGAUUUGGCAAGUUUAAACAUGGUUGGAAAAGGUGGAAGUGAUGAAGUGACCAUUGUGUUAAAUAUGUAAUUCUGAGUAAUGGUGAAUAAUGUUUACAAUCUCUGCUUGAUAGCAGUUCAGUAAAUUUGAGAGCAAGAAACUACUACUGCGUGGCAUCCAUGUGCAGCUACUUGGUUGUGAUCUAAACAUCUCUCAUGCAUGUUAUUUAUAGCUCACACUAUUUACUCUUUCACCUAAUUGUGAGCCUUUUACUUUUGCAUCAAACCAGUUCAAACAGAUCGUUGACACUGCAUAA
Molecule: messenger RNA, 1041 nt
Organism: Vigna radiata var. radiata (mung bean)
Lineage: Eukaryota; Viridiplantae; Streptophyta; Magnoliopsida; Fabales; Fabaceae
Product: glycine-rich protein A3
Exons: 4
Coding region: 227-787 (186 amino acids)
Source: RefSeq, a predicted model, not a curated record